Molecule: messenger RNA, 1727 nt
Organism: Haplochromis burtoni (Burton's mouthbrooder)
Lineage: Eukaryota; Metazoa; Chordata; Actinopteri; Cichliformes; Cichlidae
Product: calcium homeostasis modulator protein 3-like
Exons: 3
Coding region: 538-1167 (209 amino acids)
Molecular function (GO): monoatomic cation channel activity
Source: RefSeq, a predicted model, not a curated record
AAUCAAUCAAUCACUGCCAUGCUUUGAAAUCCAGUUUUAGACCUGGAAUAAAAGAAGCUGUGGCUUCUUUUAUUUCUCUGUUCACCGUUGACAAUUCUGAGUGCUGCUUUAAGAGUAUAGCAGGGUGUGUCCACACAGCUUUGUUACCCGCUCAGGCAACCCAGUAUCACGUGGUCUCAGCCUCUCCCUGGUUCACUGCCAGGCUCCCUUUCACUACAGCUUCACUAAAGCUUGAGUGGUUAAUACUCAGACUUCUCAAACUACAGAUUUAUGCAUUUUCUUUAAAAGCACUGACAUAUUGUGAGGUAAGUGAACUGCUAAGUGUUUUGUUUUUUACAGAAUAUAAAAUAUUUUGUAGGGCUUUAAAUUAUCACUGGAAAUUUCUUCUUGUUUCCUGGCAGACUAAGCACGGUUUAGUUCAUUCCUGCCUGAGGUGUUCAGUUUCUAUUCCUGCCUGUAGCCUUUCAAAAAAGCAGCAGUUGGCUGAUAUUGCUGUUUUUACAUCAACCUUGAACAAACCUACAAUUUAUUUAAGUUAUGGAGCGCCUGAAGUUAGUCUUGCAGUACUUCCAGUCCAACUCCGAGUCCAUCUCCAAUGGAAUUUGUAUCAUCCUCGCCCUGGUUAGUGUCAAGCUUUACACCAGCUUCGACUUUAACUGCCCGUGCCUCCCUCAGUACAACAAACUUUACUCUCUGGGAGUGAUGAUUGUCCCGCCUAUUAUACUGUUCUUCCUGGGAAUCCUUGUCAACCGGCAUACAGGUGUCAUGAUGGACGAGUGGAUGAGACCCAUUGGGAACAGAUCCAAAAAUCCUGCUGUUGUCAAGUACUUGUUCUCAGCCAUGAUCCAGAGGGCCCUGCUGGCACCAAUGGUGUGGAUCCUGGUCACUUUGCUAGAUGGAAAGAUCUUUAUCUGUGCUUUCAGUGUGAGUGUAGACCCUGCACUCUUCUCAGGUAUGCCUAAUAACACAGGUCUGGAUGUUCUGAAGAUCAUGGCCAAAGUACCCUGUAAGGAGGACGUUAUCUUCAGGAAUAGUUCUUUCCGUAAAGCAGUUUCUCGUUAUGUUCGCUGCCAUUCACAGGUAAGUUCUCAGCCACAUAAACAGUCCCUUGGGAAUUAUUAUUUUUCAAUGAACAUUUGCUAUUAUUUAAAACCAACCUCCUAUUAGUCUGUGAAGGAUUUUACAGAAAGAUGGAUUGAUCUGACCGAGUGUCAACCAAUAAAGCAAUUAGAAUCUCGACCUUUUACAUAGGAAAUGUAUUACUUACUUCAAAAAAUUACAAACCCAGGGUGUCUAUUAUCGCUGAAAAAGGAGGCCUUUAACAAUAAAAUACUGUAAAAGCUUGAUUUAUUGGAUCAAUGGCAAGAAUAUUAGAUCUGUAACAAAUAACAGACAUCUGCAACACUCACAUCACAUUAGCUCUGACACAAGCCCUGUCAGCAGUGAGGUGUUACCCAACAGCAAGAAGGGCUUGGACAUGAACCUGAAUAACUCAGCCGGAGCCCUUCUAUGUUGAGCACCUGUGUGGGUUCCUCCCGGGUCACCAAAGACAUGUUUGUUGAGUUAACUGGCAAUUCUAAAUUGGCCAUAGGUGUGAAAGACUGCUUAUUUCAUUCUGCUGGCUGUGUGAGGGAACGGCAACCUGUCAGGGUGUGCAGGAACAGUUAACAAAAAUGUAUACAGGAAAUUGUCAAUUCAAUUUAUUUAUACAGCGCCAAAUCACAACU